CAGCUGGACAUACAGACAACCAAUUUAGGUUCCACAGCUCUUCAUGUGGCAGCUCAAAAAGGCAAAACUGAUGUAGUGAGGCUACUGACUGAGGCUGGGGCACAACUGGACAUACAGAAAACAAGUGGGGCAACUCCUCUCUUCAUGGCCUGUCAGAAUGGACACAGUGAUGUAGUGGAGAUCCUGAUAAGGAAUGGAGCUAAUAUCAACCUGCCUCGUGAUGAUGGGGCGACUCCUCUCUACGUUGCCAGUCAAAAUGGACACAGUGAAGUGGUGAAUAUCCUACUGAGGAAUGGAGCUGCUGUGGAUAGAGCUAGGAAUGAUGGGGCGACUCCUCUCUACGUUGCCAGUCAAAAUGGACACAGUGAAGUGGUGGAUAUCUUACUGAGGAAUGGAGCUGGUGUGGAUAGAGCUAGGAAUACUGGGGCAACUCCUCUCUCUAUUGCCAGUCAGAGUGGACACAGUGAAGUGGUGAAUAUCCUACUGAGAAACGGAGCUGGUGUGGAUAGAGCUAAGAUCACUGGGUCGACUCCUCUCUUUAUGGCAUGUCAACAGGGACAAAUUGAUGUGGUGAAUAUCCUGCUAGCAAAUGGAGCAGAUGUGAACCUAACUGGAUUCCAGGGAACGAGACCCAUUGACAUUGCCAGAUUCCAAGGACACUCUGAUAUUGUCCGUCUACUGGAGAAGAGGGGACAUUAGUCACUUAACACUUAAGCUCUUAAGCUGACUUGAGCUCUAGCUAUGAACACUGUAGUCUGCUAUCAAUGUCCUAUUACAUUUCAGAACUUCGUUUGUAUUUCGUCUUGUUGCAGUUGCACCUGCUUAAUGAUACAUUGUUCUUUGCUAUUUGCUUUUCUCCGACUUGUCAUCUCCUUCUACGUCUCCAUCUAGGAUCCUCACUCAACGAUUAACACUU
Messenger RNA from Geodia barretti, 916 nucleotides. NCBI's taxonomy places the organism in Eukaryota, Metazoa, Porifera, Demospongiae, Tetractinellida, Geodiidae. The record is from the annotation of a GenBank genome assembly.